GCCCCCCUCCCGCGCGGCGCAAACAUGGCGGCGGCUGGCACCGGCCGCUGAGGCGGUAACCCGGCGGGGGCUGUUGGGUGUCAUGGGCGGCGACGGCGGCACCGCCCCCGCGUCUCCCUGAGCGGGACGACAGAGGAGGCGUGGGGCUGGGGGGGGGUGGUCUUCUGCGCCGAGCCGGGCGAUGGACGGGAGCGGCGAACUGGGCGGUCUGGAGACCAUGGAGACGCUGACGGAGCUGGGCGACGAGCUGACCCUGGGGGACAUCGACGAGAUGCUGCAGUUUGUCAGCAAUCAAGUGGGCGAGUUCCCUGACUUGUUCUCAGAGCCUCUCUGCGGCUCCUUCCCCGGCGGUGGCGGUGGCGGUGGCGGCAGUGGCGGCAGCGGCGGCAGCAGCAGCGGUGGUGGAGCUGGGAGCGGGGACCCCUCCGGGCAGCGGCCUUUCAGUCAGGUCCCGCUGCCGGCCUUCUCCCCCUCGGCCACCUCCCCGCAGGCUGCGACCCUCCAGGUCAAGGCGCCCGCCGCCUCGGGUCCCACCCAGCCAAGGGCGGCCCCAGUUCUGCAGCCCCGCCCCCAGCCGCAGCCCCCGCCCCCUGCCCCGCUGCCGCCGCAGACCGUUAUGAUCACCCCGACCUUCAGCACCGCUCCGCAGACGAGGAUCAUCCAGCAGCCCGUCAUCUACCAGAAUGCAGCUACCAGCUUUCAAGUCCUUCAGCCGCAAGUUCAGAGCCUAGUGACCUCCUCCCAAGUGCAGCCAGUCACCAUCCAGCAGCAGGUGCAGACGGUGCAGGCCCAGCGGGUGCUGACGCAGACGGCCAAUGGCACGCUGCAGACUCUGGCCCCGGCCACGGUGCAGACAGUGGCUGCGCCCCAGGUGCAGCAGGUCCCGGUCCUGGUACAGCCUCAGAUCAUCAAGACAGACUCCCUUGUCCUGACCACACUGAAGACAGAUGGCAGCCCUGUGAUGGCUGCAGUCCAGAACCCCGCCCUCACUGCCCUCACCACCCCCAUCCAGACAGCUGCCCUGCAAGUUCCGACCCUGGUGGGCAGCAAUGGGACCAUUCUGACCACGAUGCCUGUGAUGAUGGGACAAGAGAAAGUGCCCAUUAAGCAGGUCCCCGGGGGAGUCAAGCAGCUUGAGCCUCCCAAGGAAGGAGAAAGGCGGACGACACACAACAUCAUCGAGAAGCGGUAUCGCUCCUCCAUCAACGACAAAAUCAUUGAGUUGAAGGACCUGGUCAUGGGGACUGAUGCCAAGAUGCACAAGUCUGGCGUUCUGAGGAAGGCCAUCGACUACAUCAAAUACUUGCAGCAGGUCAAUCAUAAACUGCGCCAGGAGAACAUGGUGCUGAAACUGGCAAAUCAGAAGAACAAACUCCUGAAGGGCAUCAACCUGGGCAGCCUGGUGGACAAUGACAUGGACCUGAAGAUCGAUGACUUUAAUCAAAAUGUCCUUCUGAUGUCGCCUCCGGCCUCCGACUCAGGGUCCCAGGCCGGCUUCUCCCCCUACUCCAUCGACUCAGAGCCGGGAAGCCCUCUAUUGGAUGAUGCAAAGGUCAAAGAUGAGCCAGACUCUCCUCCCGUCGCGCUGGGCAUGGUGGACCGCUCUCGCAUCCUGCUGUGUGUCCUCACCUUCCUCUGCCUCUCCUUUAACCCCCUGACCGCUCUGCUGCAGUGGGGCGGGGCCCACGAUGCAGACCAGCACCCGCACUCAGGCCCUGGCCGCAGCAUGCUGUCGCUCGAGUCAGGCUCCAGGGGCUGGCUCGACUGGAUGAUGCCGACGCUGCUCCUGUGGCUGGUGAACGGCGUGAUCGUGCUGAGCGUCUUUGUGAAGCUGCUGGUUCAUGGGGAGCCGGUGAUCCGGCCGCACUCGCGCUCCUCAGUCACCUUCUGGAGGCACCGGAAGCAGGCAGACCUGGACCUCGCCCGGGGGGACUUUGCAGCGGCUGCGGCCAAUCUGCAGACCUGCCUGUCGGUGCUGGGCCGGGCCCUGCCCACCUCCCGCCUGGACCUGGCCUGUAGCCUCUCCUGGAACGUGAUCCGCUACAGCCUGCAGAAGCUGCGCCUGGUGCGCUGGCUGCUCAAGAAGGUCUUCCAGCACCGGCGGGCCGCCCCAGCCACUGCUGCGGGCUUCGAGGAGGAAGCGAAGACCAGCGCCCGGGACGCAGCCCUGGCCUACCACAGGCUGCACCAGCUGCACAUCACAGGCAAGCUUCCCGUGGGAUCUGCCUGUUCUGACGUACACAUGGCCUUGUGCGCGGUGAACCUGGCUGAAUGUGCCGAGGAGAAGAUCCCGCCGAGCACGCUGGUGGAGAUCCACCUGACCGCUGCCAUGGGGCUCAAGACCAGGUGUGGAGGCAAGCUGGGCUUCCUGGCGAGCUACUUCCUCAGCCGCGCCCAGAGCCUGUGUGGCCCCGAGCGCAGUGCCGUCCCCGACUCGCUGCGCUGGCUCUGCCAUCCCCUGGGCCAGAAGUUUUUCAUGGAGCGGAGCUGGUCGGUGAAGUCGGCUGCCAAGGAGAGUCUGUACUGUGCACAGAGGAACCCAGCCGACCCCAUCGCCCAGGUGCACCAGGCCUUCUGUAAGAACCUGCUGGAGCGAGCUGUGGAGUCCUUGGUAAAACCUCAGGCCAAGAAGAAAGCUGCAGACCAGGAAGAGGAGAGCUGUGAAUUCUCCAGUGCUCUCGAAUACCUGAAAUUACUUAACUCUUUUGUGGACUCCGUGGGGAUUGUGACCCCCCCCUUCUCCAGCAGCUCUGUGCUCAAGUCGGCCCUUGGCCCAGACGUCGUCUGUCGGUGGUGGACGUCCGCCAUCACCAUGGCCAUCAGCUGGCUCCAGGGAGAUGACGCCGCUGUGCGCACUCACUUCACUGAAGUGGAGCGAGUCCCCCAGGCCCUGGAAGUGACAGAGAGCCCCCUGGUGAAGGCCAUCUUCCACACCUGCAGAGCCAUGCACGCCUCGCUCUCUGGGAAGGCAGACGGGCAGCAGAGUUCCUUCUGCCACUGCGAGAGGGCCAGUGGCCACUUGUGGAGCAGCCUCAACGUCAGUGGGGCCACCUAUGACCCUGACCUCAACCAUGUGGUCCAGCUGCUGACCUGUGACCUGCUCCUGUCGCUGCGGACAGCGCUGUGGCAGAAGCAGGCCGGAGCCAGCCAAGCCCUGGGGGAAACCUACCACGCAUCGGGCGCCGAGCUGGCUGGCUUCCAGCGGGAUCUGGGCAGCCUGCGCAGGCUGGCACACAGCUUCCGCCCGGCCUACCGCAAGGUGUUCCUGCAUGAAGCCACCGUGCGCCUGAUGGCGGGAGCCAGCCCCACCCGCACCCACCAGCUGCUGGAGCACAGCCUGCGCCGGCGCACGGCUCAGAACGCCAAGCACGGAGAGACGGACGCCUGGCCCGGACAGCGAGAGCGGGCCACUGCCAUCCUCCUGGCCUGCCGCCACCUCCCCCUCUCCUUCCUGUCCUCCCCGGGCCAGCGGGCCGUGCUGCUGGCUGAGGCUGCCCGCACCCUGGAGAAGGUGGGCGACCGGCGCUCAUGCAACGACUGCCAGCAGAUGAUUGUCAAGCUGGGGGGCGGCACCGCCAUCGCCGCCUCCUGACCACGGGGCUCUGCCCACCUCGGCCGCCACCUCCCUUGGUCACUCUCCAGCUCCCUCUGUCUCUGAGUCUCCUCUGUCUCUGAGUCUCUCCCUCCUCCCUCUGUCUCUCUCCCUCCUCCAUCUAUCUCUCUCCCUCCUGCUUUGUCUCUGAGUCUCUCCCUCCUCUGUCUCUCCCUCUUCCUUCUGUCUCUCUCUCCCCUCCCUCUGUCUCUCUCCCUCCUCCCUCUGUCUCUAUCCCACCUUCCUCUGUCUCUCUUUCCCCUCCCUCUGUCUCCCUCCUCCCUCCGUCUCUCUCCCUCCUCCUCUGUCUCUGAGUCUCUCCCUCCUCCCUCUGUCUCUCCCUCUUUGUUUGUCUCUCAGUCUUUGCCUCCUCCUCUGUCUCUUGUGUCUCUCUCCUCUUCCCUGUGGGAGCUGAGGGACAAACCUUGGCUUUGGAGCGGUCACCUGCCAAGGCUUCUGGACCACCUCUGGCUAGUGGGCCCCUGGGAGCUGCUGCGGAGAGAGGCCCCAGUGGGCCUGAGCGGGAAAGAUAGGGCGGGCAGGAAAUGGGGGUUCCCUGACUUGAAAGUGGCAGGGGGAGCUCCCAGGCUGCCCAGUCCCACCUCCAGCCCUCCCAGGACUCUUUUUUCCUCUGAAAAUCUCCCCACUCCCUUUUCCUGCUUCCUUGUUUUUUUUUUUUAAUCAGGCUUUCCCUCUGCGGGACAUAGGUCUCUGGGUACCAUGCGCUCCACCCGUGGCGCUGUGCCCAGCACACCCCCCUUUUAUAUGAAUGUUUUUAUAUCUAUGUGCUUGGAGUUGCUGUGAUGCAAGGCUGAGUUGCUGUGGCAUCUUUAUUUCUCUCCCCGGGUCCACGUCCCCUCCCCUGUACCUGACAAAGAGAAUUCAUUGUUUUCUCUUCAUUACACAGGACAGCCAAGGGAGGAGCGAGCCCAGCCCUGGGGAGGUGGGUGGGAGGCAGGGGGCAGGCUUGGGGAUGGGUGAAAUUGUGUUGGCAUUAUUUUUUAAUUUUUUUAAAAAAUAAAUGGUCUUAUUUAAUUGUCCUGUUCCUUCCCACUCCCCCGCCUCCUGGGAUGUCAGCCCAGUCUCGGGGUACACCCCCAGGGGGCUGGGAGAGAGAGUCACCCACCAGGACUGAGGACCAGGGGCCUUCAAUGUGGGUUCUCCGCUCUCUUGGGCUCCCUCCCACCCCAACUCCUACCUCCACGGUCUAUUUUUAUCCCUAAUUCUUGACCUGAACAUAAGCCAGGCUGGCAGGGACCAGACCCCAACCCGUCCCCAGACAAGCCCCUUUUUGAGGUGGGCACAGGGUUGCCCGAGGUGGGUACUAGGAUCAAAGCCCCCUUCCUUGAGGGGGUCCUAUGAGGAAGAGUGGCCCCACUUUUCUGGAUGCCCAGGCUUGGCAUCUACCUGAGGCCAUUUCUCCUGGGGCCUGAGGGCUGCCUGGCACCCGGGGCCUGCGGGGAGGCCAGGAGGGGCUGCCCUCCUCCCUCCCUGUGCCUCUCACCCCCUUGGGCUGGUUGGGGCAGAAAGUGGGCAGGGGCCCCAGCACAGACUGAGGGUACAAACAGCAAGGGCUCCCUUCAUACCGAGAGCAGGCUUCACCCACGACCUUGGACCUCACCCACUUUUUCUCUUCUGCCCCCACCUUAAUUUAUGGCCCCUGCCCCCUGGGUGAGCCAGCCUUUGUGUCAUGUGUAUAUACCGUGCCUUUUCUCAUGAUGGUUUCGGGGGGGGAGGGGGUGGGUUUUUCACUGAAAUGUGGGCGAUGCCUGUGGCUUCCUUGAUACGGAAUCAUUCACUGUGUCCUGGAUGUAGGUUAUUGAAUAAACACAGAUUGGUACCACCCGG
Dama dama (fallow deer) is the source of this 5440-nucleotide messenger RNA. RefSeq names its product sterol regulatory element binding transcription factor 2 (gene SREBF2). NCBI's taxonomy places the organism in Eukaryota, Metazoa, Chordata, Mammalia, Artiodactyla, Cervidae. The record is from RefSeq and is a predicted model, not a curated record. Gene Ontology annotation, biological process: positive regulation of cholesterol storage; positive regulation of transcription by RNA polymerase II. Gene Ontology annotation, molecular function: DNA-binding transcription factor activity, RNA polymerase II-specific; protein dimerization activity; RNA polymerase II cis-regulatory region sequence-specific DNA binding. Gene Ontology annotation, cellular component: nucleus. The coding region runs from base 182 to 3592 and encodes 1136 amino acids. The transcript has 19 exons.